AUGAGUGACUUCAAUUACGGAGGCACAGACGAGGAGUCUGCCGAGAUCAAGAAGCUCAAUGCUGAAGUGCUCGAGGACACCGAUAACUUCGAGAAUUGGGAAAAGCUUGUUCGCGCUGCGGAGCAAUUGGAAGGUGGCCUAAACCGAAACUCCAGCCCCCAAGCGAUUGCAACCACACGAGAUGCCUACGAUAGAUUCCUAGCCAAGUUUCCGCUCCUAUUCGGCUACUGGAAGAAAUAUGCGGAUUUGGAGUUCUCCAUUGCUGGCACAGAGGCUGCUGAAAUGGUCUUUGAGAGAGGAGUCGCAAGCAUUACAACAUCUGUCGACCUAUGGACCGACUACUGCUCCUUCAAGGUCGAGACGAGCCAUGAUCCAGACGUGAUCAGAGAGCUUUUCGAACGUGGUGCUAGCUGUGUUGGCUUGGACUUCCUCUCUCAUCCUUUCUGGGACAAGUACCUAGAAUUUGAAGAACGAGUUGAGGGCCACGACAAGAUUUUCUCCAUCCUCUUUCGAGUCACCAAGAUUCCUAUGCACCAGUAUGCUCGUUACUUUGAGCGAUUUCGCCAACUUGCCCACACCCGUCCUCUAGCUGAGCUUGUACCAGCCGAGACAUUGGCUUCAUUCCGUGCCGAGGUUGAAGAUGACAAUUCUAAUUAUCAACAUGGCCCCAAAGGUGAAAUGGAGAUCGAACGAGAGGUCCGAACCAAGAUAGACAAUUAUCAUCUCGACAGCUUCAGUCGUACGCAAACUGAGACUACGAAGCGUUGGACUUAUGAGUCUGAGAUCAAGCGACCAUAUUUCCAUGUCACCGAGUUGGACUAUCAACAAUUGGCCAACUGGAGAAAGUACCUUGACUUUGAAGAAGCAGAAGGUGAUUACUCUCGAACAGUCUUCCUGUAUGAAAGAUGCUUGGUCACCUGCGCAUUCUAUGACGAGUUCUGGUUCCGAUACGCAAGAUGGUUGCUGGCACAAGAGAAGAAGGAAGAAGAAGUGCGAAAUGUUUACCAACGAGCCAGUACGCUUUAUGUACCAAUCGGCAGACCUGGUAUUCGUUUGCAAUACGCCUACUUUGAGGAGAUGUCUGAUCGUGUUGAUGUGGCUCGUGAUAUUCACCAAGCUAUCUUGGAUAUCAUGCCUGGUCACGUUGAAACAGUCGUGUCAUGGGCAAAUCUCGAGCGGAGACAAGCCGGUCUUGAGGCUGCUAUUCAGGUCUACAAGAAUCAGAUUGACAACCCACAAGUUGAUCUCUUUGCCAAGGCUGCAUUCGUUGCUGAAUGGGCGAUCCUACUGUGGAAGAUUCAAGGCUCUGUUGAUGAAGCACGACAGGUUUUCCAGAAGAACCAGCAGUGGUAUCUUCAAAGCCGACACUUCUGGAUGAAGUACCUCGAAUUUGAAAUUGCCCAACCAACGAGUGCUGCCACGGAGACUGAGCAUUACGCUCGCAUCAAGCAAGUUAACGGGGAUAUGAUCAACAGGAGUCGCAUGGCCUUGUCGACGAAGAAAGACCUGAGCAGCUACUACCUCGGUUAUCUACUACAAAGAGGCACCAAGGACGCCAUGAAGGAGUUCUUGAAGAUCGAUAAGGAGUUGAACGGACCUGUUUCUGUUCAGCCCGUCCACCUUCGGCCUACUGCUACCAGCUCCGGAAACCAAUCAUCCAGCAAGAGCUUAGAGAAUGGCCACGGUCCAGGUGAAGUUGACGAAGCUACUCUGCGAAAAGGGGAGGUCAAGUACAGCUCUUACUUCCAAGAAGCACGCGAGCUACCACCCAACGCUCAAGGCCUUGCACCAUUCCUUUGA
Messenger RNA from Mollisia scopiformis, 1800 nucleotides. RefSeq lists its product as uncharacterized. The transcript is spliced from 5 exons. Gene Ontology annotation, cellular component: U2-type prespliceosome; commitment complex; U1 snRNP. Lineage: Eukaryota; Fungi; Ascomycota; Leotiomycetes; Helotiales; Mollisiaceae. The coding region runs from base 1 to 1800 and encodes 599 amino acids. Gene Ontology annotation, biological process: mRNA 5'-splice site recognition; RNA processing. Gene Ontology annotation, molecular function: protein binding. The record is from RefSeq and is a predicted model, not a curated record.